GCGUUCCUUUCCUGGGGCUGAAACGGGCUCUGGUAGUCAAUUCUCCUUCCUUCUAACUCCAGGCACCAAGGCGGGUGGGAUGAAAAUUCCUUAUUUAGCCAAUUGUUUUCCCUCUUCUCUCCAUGAACUUCCCAGCCUUCCUCAUUCCUCUUCAACUUGUGCUCACACCUCUUUUUAAAUGUUCGAAACACCAUCUCUCAAGCUAUGGCAUAACUUACUGUACUUCAAUAGCCGCACAUUUCUUAUGUGUGCCAGGCAGGGGACCAGGCCCGGAGUGGGGAGCAGAACACAGGCGAACAAGACAUGAACCCCACCCUCUAGGUCUCACAGCUGAUUGGCACAAACAGGCCAGUCUACAAUCUCAGGCUAAAGAGAAGCCCCAUUUGUCUGGAGCACCAGGCCAGGGCUUGGGAAGUAGGUGGCUUUUAUGGAAGGCAGCUAGUAAGUUUUAGGAGUCCAUCCACCUUCCUGGGAAAGUGAAAGCAUUCAGGUGGAGGGAACACAGAAGCAAAAGCCGAGUUGGAAGGGGCUCGGCCUAUGUGGGCAAGGACCAGCGGAUGCAGGACAUAAGAGAUCACUUGCAAAGGCAGGUGAGGGCUGCUCACAGAGGCUCUUGAACGUCAGGCAAAACUUGACCCCCCCCGGGGGGCGGGGCUGCAAGCACCCUGGGUAGACCCGGGUGCCCGAAGGACCCGGGUGCCCGAAGGUCGCUGAGUCUUGCCCCUCUCCGGCCGGGGACGCGCUAUGGGACUACUGAUCGCCAAGCUGAUGAGCAUCUUCGCGACCCAGGAGCACAAGGUCAUCAUCGUGGGACUGGACAAUGCGGGAAAGACCACCAUUCUCUACCAGUUCCUGAUGAAUGAGGUGGUCCAUACAUCUCCCACCAUCGGUAGCAACGUGGAGGAGAUUGUUCUGCAAAAGACACACUUCCUCAUGUGGGACAUAGGGGGACAGGAGGCUCUGCGCUCUACCUGGAACACGUACUACUCCAACACUGAGUUCAUCAUCCUUGUGAUUGACAGCACGGACCGGGAUCGGCUGCUGACCACUCGGGAGGAGCUGUACAGGAUGCUGGCCCAUGAGGCUCUGCGAGAUGCUUCCGUCCUGAUCUUUGCCAACAAGCAGGAUAUGAAGAACUCCAUGACCACCGUGGAAAUCUCUCAAUUCCUCACUCUUAGUGCCAUCAAAGACCACCCGUGGCACAUACAGGGAUGCUGUGCCCUCACUGGGGAAGGGUUAGUGGCUGCCCCACCUGCACCUCCAGGGUUCGGCCCAACCAAUGAACAGCUGACCAUCAGAACCUUCUCCUGUUUCUCUCCUGUCAGGAUCUGGCUCACACUUAGCUCCUGGGCCGAGUCAGUCAAGCACCCACCCACAGCUGAGAUGCUGUGGGUAAGCAGUGAGCAGGAUAGAGUGCCUGCGCUCAGGCUCAUUCUGAAAGACAGGCGACAGGCCACCUCAGCACAAACAUUUUAGGUACACAGAGGUGCUUUGAAUAAAGUGAAAUUAGAUUAACAGUGAUAGACGGGGCAGGGUUGGGUCUGACUCAGCUCUGGUGGUCAGGGACGCCCUCUACUAGGACAUGACCUUUGGGCUGCAAUCCAAAUGGGGAGAAGACGGCCACAGCCAUGGGAAGACCUGGGGGCAAGCCUUCCAGGCAGAAGUUGCUGACUCUUUCUGACCUUGAGUUUUCUUAUCUGUAAAGAGGAGGGUGAGUAUACCUACUCCCUCUGUAAGUUCCUGUUGAGAGCACAUGACAUCAAUCAUUCAACAUUUAUCGAGCCCUGAAUUUGUGCCAGGCACUUUUCUAGGCACCAGAGAAACAGCGGCGAACAAACCACAAAAUCCCCUGCCCUCAUGGAGGUUACUUUCCAUUGGGGGUGGGGGGGCAGACACUAAACAAUAAAAAUAAGAAACAUAUAUAGUAAGUUAGAAAGUGAUAAAUGCUUGGGAAAGAUCAAGUAGGCAAAGGAGAUUGGAAGUACGUGGGCAAAUGUUGCCAUUUUGGAUAAGGUACCAGGGAGGGGCCACCAGAAAGUAGCUGCUGAGUAUAAAUACCUGAAGGAUGUGAAGGAACCAGGUCACGGUCACAUAGAAAGGGCCUUGAGUCAGGCUUGGAAAGUUCUCUUUUCUCUCUCAAGUGGGAUCACAGCAGGCUGGGGACCCAGGUGCCUGGAGACUUUAGGCAGGUGGGCCCAAGGAACCACACGUUUCUGAUAGUGUCCUUGCCACUCUCCUCCCGCAACCCACAUCCAUCCCCUCUGCCAGACAGUAGACCGCAGAGGGCAUGUCUGUUUUUUUUCACCAGUAACCCCAACCCCUAGCACAGUACCUGAUGUACUCAGUCCAUUUAUACUUGUCGAUUGAGAGAUUGGAUGCGACAUUGGUUGUCCCCUCCGUCAGCUCUGGGUAGGGGCCGGGGGCUUGGAGGCCAUCAUCCUUGCAAGAUAUGCUGAUCUUUGCCCUGUUCCACCUUCCCUGCAGGCUGCCCGCGGGGCUCCAGUGGAUGCAGUCUCAGACCACUGCCAACUGAUGUCCCAGGCUGAGGCCAUCCAAAUACUUUGGGGGUUUUGCCUGGACUACGUGGGUGGAAAACCCAAGUGACUAUUCCUUUUCUACGAUUCUCGGAUGGGAGCUGGGUCGGCUAUGGACAGUGAGGUGAGAUUGCCACAGUCCACCCAACCCUGUGAGUUUGACUGCAUGCCCUGAAUUGCUGUAGAUAGGACAGCAGAAAAGCUGCCCUUUCCUCCGUGGAAGCAGGUGUCCUUGGAGGCACCAGGCAAGCUGUUGGACAUGUUGAGGGAUUAGGACGUGGAGCCCAGUCCCCUUGGCCUGCAGCCUCUUUGAGGAAAAAAUGGGGGGGGGGGUGGAGUAAGAGACCCCUGGAAUUGCUCUUUAUUUCCUAGAACCCCACCCCCGGCCCCUUGGCUCCCACCCCAGCUCUCUGGCCCCUCAGCCAUCUUUGAGGAAAGGAGAUUCCAGAGAGGUGAAGGGGCGGGCUCAGGGGAAGGAGGGCAAAGCCAAAAACUGGUGGUAAGGGAGGAGGGCGGGACACCCCAGACAGGGACAGUCCCUUGCAUGGCGGGGAGUCCCACUCCUCCCAGGCCUUUCUGUUCCCUCUGAGAUGCUGGCUCUGACCACAGCUUGUGAGCGUUCAGCCAUCUCAUCCUAUGCCCUUCAUUCCCGGUCCUUCCAAUGUGAAUCCCAUUCCUCCCAAAUUUCCCCGAUUCCUACAGAGUGCCUAUCUUGACCAUCUUUUGUAAUGAAUUUUUUCCACAUUGUUUUAGAAUUUUUAUAAAAGUGUAAUAAAUGCCAUUGAAAACUG
This is a messenger RNA of Neofelis nebulosa (Clouded leopard), 3325 nucleotides long. RefSeq names its product ADP ribosylation factor like GTPase 5C (gene ARL5C). Gene Ontology annotation, molecular function: GTP binding; GTPase activity. Gene Ontology annotation, biological process: intracellular protein transport; vesicle-mediated transport; protein localization to Golgi membrane. NCBI's taxonomy places the organism in Eukaryota, Metazoa, Chordata, Mammalia, Carnivora, Felidae. Gene Ontology annotation, cellular component: cytoplasm; trans-Golgi network. The record is from RefSeq and is a predicted model, not a curated record. The coding region runs from base 745 to 1476 and encodes 243 amino acids. The transcript has 6 exons.